AUGUUGAGGCAGACUCAGCAUCGCAAGUCCUCAGCCACUGCAGGGGAAAACCCCCGCCACAGCCAGUUCCCCUCUUCUUCCUUCCUUGUCUCCCGGGCGGCGGCAGUGGCUGAAACAGAUGCCACCUCCAAGUUCCCUGCUGUGUCCUCAGUGCACAGAGUAGCACCUGGCACAGAGCCGAUGCUCAAUGAGCAUGUGUGUGCAUUUACUGUCCUCUCUUCCCAGGCUCCCGAGAAGCAGAGGGGAAAUGGGACAUGGCUAGUGACAGAGUUCGUGCUGGUGGGAUUCUCCAACCUUCCGCACCUGAGGACCACACUCUUCGCGUUGUUCCUCCUCACCUACCUGUUCACCGUCAGUGGCAACGUCACCAUCAUCACCAUCAUCCAUGUGGAUCGCACGCUCCACACACCCAUGUACCGCUUUCUGGCGGUGCUGUCCCUCUCUGAGACCUGUUACACGCUGGUCACCAUCCCCAACAUGCUGGCCCACCUGCUGAUGGAGAGCCAGGCCAUCUCCAUCUCUGGCUGUCGGGCUCAGAUGUUCUUCUUCCUGGGUUUGGGUUGUAGCCACUGCUUCCUCCUUACCCUGAUGGGUUACGACCGGUACGUGGCCAUCUGUCAUCCCCUGCGCUAUUCGGUGAUCAUGAGACCCACCGUUUGCCUCUGCCUGGGAGCCUUGGUUUUCUGCUCUGGGUUCUCGGUGGCCUUGGUGGAGACCUGCAUGAUCUUCUCCUCGCCCUUCUGCCGCGGAGGCCGCGUGGAGCACUUCUUCUGCGACAUCGCCCCGGUGCUGCAGCUCAGCUGCGCAGACAGUGCGCAGAGGGCGCUGGGCAUCUUCUUCCUGAGCGUGCUGGUGGUGCUCUUCUCCUUCCUCCUCAUCCUCCUGUCCUACGCCUUCAUCGUGGCGGCCAUCCUGCGGAUCCGCUCCGCCGCCGGCCGGCGCAGAGCCUUCUCCACCUGCGCCGCGCACCUCACGGUGGUCGUGGUGCAUUUUGGCUGCGCCUCCAUCAUCUACCUGCGGCCCGACUCCGGGGCGAACCCCGCCCGGGACCGCCUGGUGGCUGUGUUCUACACGGUGGUGACGCCGCUGCUCAACCCCGUGGUGUACACUCUGCGCAACAAGGAGGUGAGGGUGGCGCUGAAGAGGACCCUGGCGCGCAGCGGCGGGGUUUCAAGAUGA
Molecule: messenger RNA, 1179 nt
Organism: Marmota monax (woodchuck)
Lineage: Eukaryota; Metazoa; Chordata; Mammalia; Rodentia; Sciuridae
Product: olfactory receptor 10T2-like
Exons: 3
Coding region: 1-1179 (392 amino acids)
Biological process (GO): G protein-coupled receptor signaling pathway
Cellular component (GO): membrane
Molecular function (GO): olfactory receptor activity; G protein-coupled receptor activity
Source: RefSeq, a predicted model, not a curated record